Messenger RNA from Ziziphus jujuba (common jujube), 2010 nucleotides. RefSeq names its product probable pectinesterase/pectinesterase inhibitor 41. Lineage: Eukaryota; Viridiplantae; Streptophyta; Magnoliopsida; Rosales; Rhamnaceae. Gene Ontology annotation, biological process: cell wall modification. The transcript has 2 exons. Gene Ontology annotation, molecular function: pectinesterase inhibitor activity; pectinesterase activity. The record is from RefSeq and is a predicted model, not a curated record. Bases 65 to 1735 code for a protein of 556 amino acids.
ACAAUUAGCAAUCUAGCUAGCUACUUAUAUACAUACCAGUUUUGAAAUAGGUAUACUAGUUUCCAUGGCUUCCAAACUCUUCCUAAUUCUCACAAAACUCUUUGUUUUUCUUCUACUUUCAGCCAUAGCCAAACCAUCUCUAGGAGAAUCUCCUUCAAAAAGGCCAGUAACACCAGGAACUGUUUGCAACUUUACCCUAUACCCUUCCUGGUGCAAAACUGUGCUUCCCUACCGUACCACCAACAAUGUCUAUGACUAUGGACGGUUUUUGGUGCGACAGUCAUUAUCUCAGUCCUAUAGCUUCCUAAACUUGGUGAACAAAUACCUCAAACGCCCCUCCACUUUGUCAAAGGCAACAAAAGCUGCUCUAGAGGAUUGCCAAUUCCUUACAGGCCUGAACAUCGAAUACUUAGUUAGCUCCCUUGAAACUGUGAAUAGGUCAAACCAAACUCUCCCUGCUAUGAAAGCCGACGACACUCAUUCCAUGCUUAGUGCUACUUUAACCAACCACCAAACCUGCUGGGAUGGGUUACAAGCCGCGGCUUCAUCGGGGACUGUGAAGAAUGACCUUUCGAUUCCACUCUUGAAUGAUACCAAGCUUUUCAGUGUUUCUCUAGCAAUUUACACCAAAGGCUGGGUGCCUGAGGAAGAGGUGGGGAUCACUACACAACCCGGGAGGAAAUUACUUGGACUUGCAAAGAAACAUUCGAGGCUAACGAAGGCGGCUUACGGGGCGGUGAAGGGGAGGAAGCUGGUUGAGAUAGGAAAUAAUGUGUUGGUGAGGGACAUGGUGACUGUGAGUCAAGAUGGGAGUGGCAACUUCACCACCAUCAAUGAUGCCAUUGCUGCUGCUCCAAACAACUCCGCAGCUUCGGAAGGAUACUUCGUGAUAUAUGCCAAGGCCGGGGUUUAUGAGGAGUAUGUGUCCAUUGCUAAGAAGAAGAAGUACUUGAUGAUGAUCGGAGAUGGUAUCAGCCAGACUAUCAUCACUGGCAACAGAAGUGUUGAAGAUGGCUGGACAACUUUCAAUUCCGCAACAUUCGCUGUAACCGCACCUGGGUUCGUGGCAGUGAACAUAACAUUCCGCAACACAGCCGGGGCAAUCAAACACCAGGCAGUGGCAUUACGAAACGGUGCGGAUUUGUCCGCAUUCUAUAGCUGCAGCUUUGAAGGGUACCAAGACACCCUCUACACACAUUCCCUCAGACAAUUCUACAGAGAAUGCGACAUUUACGGAACCGUGGAUUUCAUAUUCGGAAAUGCUGCGGUUGUUUUCCAAAACUGCAAUAUAUAUCCACGCCUUCCAAUGACUAACCAAUUCAAUGCCAUCACGGCUCAAGGGCGAUCUGAUCCAAAUCAAAACACAGGUAUUUCCAUUCACAAUUGUACCAUUAGAGCCUCUGAUGAUUUGGCUUCCAGCGAAGGAAGCAUACAAACCUUUCUUGGGAGGCCAUGGAAGCAGUAUUCAUGGACUGUUUACCUGCAAUCUUAUAUUGAUAGUUUGGUCGAUACUAGUGGUUGGAAAGAAUGGAAUGGAGAUUUUGCGCUGAGCACGUUGUAUUACGCCGAGUAUGAUAACAAAGGGCCUGGAUCAAACACCACCAACAGAGUUACAUGGUCUGGGUUCCAAGUGAUUAAUGACACUGAUGCUGCUAAUGCUACCGUCUCCAAUUUCAUCUUGGGGGAUAAUUGGCUGCCUUCAACUGGAGUGCCUUAUUUUGGUGGUCUAAUUUGAGAAAAUCCAUGCCAAAAGGUUGCAUUUAUUAAUUUGGAGAGUUUAUCUCAACUUAAUAUAUGUAUUACGAGAUCAUUAUUUUAGUUUUUAGAUGGCCAAUUUCUGUUGAGCCAGUUUUAAAUGUCAAGGGAAUGUUCUUUUACAACUAAUUAAAGACAAAAUAAAUGCAUAAAAUCAUAGUUCAGUACUAAUGUAAGAUUAUUUUAUAUCUUUUAAAUGAAUUAAAAUUUUAUUUAUUAAUUAGGUGGAGUGGAGAACUGUGGGUUAUAAGACUA